AUGUCGUCAGACUCGGCAGAUGCAGUAGACACCCGUGGUAUCGGUGGAACAUCGACGAGCAGCUCUGGCCAAGCUGGACUUUCCUCCCUGGAUGGCUUUCGACAACGGAAUGGCGAGCGAUUUGGUAGCAAAGGAGACUUCAAAACCAGACGCACAGAGUGAGUGUCGCCAAGCAGACUAUUCGACAAUGAUGCGGGAGGCGUUUUGGAAGAGCUUGACAUUUCAUGCUGUCAUCUCCUCCUGCCUAGACUGCUCGCCGAGGCGCGCAAUUUGGUACCGCAAGCGGCCGACUCGGGCUCGUAUCAUCGAGCAGAAGUUGCCUGGUCUACAUUUGACGAUCCAAAUGAUCAGCUCGGUGGAGAUGGCCGCGCAAGGGAAACAUCUUCGGCCAGCCGAUCUGCAGUCCUUGACUGGUCGGAUUCCAAGCUAAGAGACGACACGCUGAAGCUGAUCGAACAAUUUCUUGCCGAUGAAGGCUUCGGAGCGACAAAGCAAAUGCUUGCGGAGGAGUGGAGCGGUCAGGUGCGAGCGAGGGAAGAACAGAGCGCGGAUGCGCGAAUGCUACGGAAAGGAAUCUUGGGUGAGUCAGGCCUUGAAACGCGCUCGCAAUCGUUUUGGGCAAUACUUGUGAGCGCUCCAUUACUCAGAUCGCGUUUUCACUUCUACAUACCUGACAGAGGGUGCCUGGGACGAAGUAGAAAAGCUGCUAUCCAAGCCUCUGGUCAGGAGCAUCAAUGCCUUCCGCUAUGCGUGCUACAAGCAGAUCUUCCUUGAGCUGAUAGACGGUCGGGAAUUUCAGAAGGUGCGCAAAGUAUGUCUGGUCACCGUGUCGGGCUGAACAGCUUCUGACCCUUUGCACGCUGGGGCUUCGUAGGCCUUCACUUUCUUGAACAAGAGGUUACGCGGUUUGGAGCACUUUCAACCCCAUGCCGAAGAAUUCAAGGACCUAUGCUAUCUCCUCUCAGGUGAUUUCCCCUUUGCUGCCGACGCUUUUUUUGGUAGUUCCUGGCUCUGCUCACUCGUUUUCAUCGCAGCCAAAAGCAUCACCGACGCCCCCUCUUUCAGGUCUUGGGAAGGAGCUCAGCCGGCACGAGAAGCGCUCGUCUCUCAAUUCUCAGGGCUGCUCGAGCAAGAUCACCUGGAUGCUGCUGCUGCUGCUGAUGAGGCCACGGGUGGUCAUACGAGUGACCCAGCUUCUGCUUAUGUUCCACCUGAGAGGCUCAAGAGCUUGCUACAUAUGGCAGUAGCGUACCAAGUUGAAUUCAGCAAGUAUCAUCCGAGGAAGGCACCUCGCGUCCGGAGCUUGCUGCAUGACUAUGGUGAGCCAGUCUGCUGAAAGCGCUCGCGUAUCACGACCGCCUCAAUUCACACGCUCUCCCCCCGUUUCUCAGAGUCUUACGUCAUUCCGGACAGCAUAUCGCAAGUGUUGAGAGGCCACAGGCGGAACGUGAAAGCACUGUGCUGGGUGGGGUCCGAGGGCUACUCGUUGCUCAGCGGCUCGUCUGAUGGCUCUGUGCGUCUGUGGGACCAUGCUUCUGGUAGAUGUGAAGCGGUUUUGGAGCACGGAGGCAGAGUGUGGGACGUGGAUUCGACCAAAAGCGGCGCGUAUCUGAUCAGCGCUGGUGGAGAUGGAACCGCUAAAAUUUGGGCACGAGACGUGUCCGCAUCAAGCGGUGGUGCCCCUCAUUCCACCACUACGACUGCUGCUGGAAAUGUGACAGGAGGCGCGGCUGCUGGCGUGGAGCUUAGACAUACGCUCAAAUCUUCGACUGGCGACGUGUAUGCUUGCCGAUGGCAAGAAGAUGGCAGCAGACUGUUGGCAGGUGGAUAUGACAAGCUUGUCCGACUUUACGAUGCCACUACGGGCUCGCUUGUCAGCACAUUUACCGGCCACUCGCUAGGCAUCACGAGGUGAGUAUGGCCAGAGCUCGUCCUGUCGUGCGACUUCGGUAUCUCAAGCACCGCUCCUCUGGGUUGGCCACAGUGUCACCUUCGAUCCUGCAGCGAGGAUAGCGAUCACAGCGUGAGUGGAUCGGCAGACGAUACAAAAGUACGAUACAAAAGUAGAGCAGCACACUGAGAGUGCGUCUGAACCACAUGACCACAACAGAUCCAAAGACACUCGGAUACGAAUUUGGGACCUCAACAGCGGGCUAGCCGUGCGCACUUUGCAUGCCCAUCUAGGAGAAUGCACUAGCGUAGAGGUCGAUCCAAGCUCCAGACUACUUCUAAGCGCGGGCAAGGAUAAUCACAGGUGAGCAGCGCAGCGAUUCGAGGUUGAUCAGCUCGAGCGGCAGCUGAUCCGUGGUGCUGCGGCUUUUGCAGCUUGGUGCACGACCUGCGUACGCUCAAGCCGAUGGUGCGCUUGAGAGGUUCGACAAAUACGCGCGCCAACUUUGUCAAGUCCCACUUUGCCCACAAUUCUCUGGUAGCUUCUGGCUCCGAAGACGGGGUGGUCCACUUGUCAGACUUGGAGUCGGGCGAAGUCAUCUCGACUCUCAAUCAUGGUCCUGGCGUGGUCUAUGCGGCCAGGUGGAACGCGAAACAGGCUGCACUGGCUAGCUGUGGAGAUGAUGGCGUUGUACGCACAUGGGCUUACCAGCCAAGCUCGAAAUAA
Messenger RNA from Ceraceosorus bombacis, 2617 nucleotides. The record is from the annotation of a GenBank genome assembly. NCBI's taxonomy places the organism in Eukaryota, Fungi, Basidiomycota, Exobasidiomycetes, Ceraceosorales, Ceraceosoraceae.